UGAGCUGCCCGUCGCUGUAUUCGUCAAGUCCACCUUCAACAUAACCUCAUUUAAUGUGCUUGGAUUGUUCCCUGUGUCACGCGUGAAGAAGAAAUGACAUCACGUGGCACAGCAAGCGUUCUUUCUUGUCGAACUGGGAGUAACACGGAAGCACUGGAACGAGAGCUGCCGACACAGCUCCUGAUACGACGUCGAGAAGCAGCGCCGCGCGCAAUCGGCCGCCGCUUCCGUCAGUUCAGAUGCUGAUAAGAUGGGCAGGACUACGGCGUCCUAUCGGUUUCUUAUUUUGUAAAGUGAUGAUCGGACCCUCGCAAGCAAGCGGCAUCACUCGCACUGCGGCAGCCGUAUCCUUGGCUGCGCUGCUGCUAUGCUUGUUCGAUGUCGUUUCCGCAUCACCGGGGGAUCAGAGUGCCGAGUACAAGUCGUGUCUACGACGAUGCCGCAGCAUCAACUGCACGCAGGAGAAGCAAACCACCUUUCGCUCGGGUCAAGCGUGGUAUCUGGCUCUUCUGCUCUGGGACUGCGCCGAUGAGUGCCGUCACGAGUGCAUGUGGCAUGCUGUGGACGUGCUCCAGGCUAAGGACAAGCCCGUGCCCCAGUUUCACGGAAAAUGGCCAUUUCGGAGGUUCUACGGCAUCCAGGAGCCAGCAUCAGUAAUCUUUUCAAUCCUGAAUGGCAUCUGCCACUUAUGGAUGUGGCGCAAGUUCAGGAGGCUUGUGCCAUCUUCAGCUCCCUUUUAUGUCAUCUGGAAAGGGCAGGCAGUGUUAUCGAUUAAUGCCUGGUUCUGGUCUGCUGUCUUUCAUGCUAGGGACACUCCACUUACUGAGAAGCUUGAUUACUACUGUGCCUUUUCCGUGGUGCUCUACUCGCUCUACAGUUUAUGUAUGAGAGUGCUUGGAACAAAAAACACGGGGCUGUCCAUCUCAGUGACCGUGCCUUUUGCGGCCUUCUUUGUCUACCAUAUCCAGUACUUAAACUUUGUGCAUUUUGACUAUGGGUACAACAUGAAAGCCAAUGUGAUUACAGGUCUGCUCAACUCAAUUGGUUGGCUGGGCUGGUGCUGGCACCAUAGGAAGCGUGGCUACGUGUGGAGGGGCACCAUUGUUGUGUUCAUGCUGGACGCUCUGCUCUUGCUGGAGCUGGGCGACUUUCCUCCAUGGUGUUUCCUGGUCGAUGCCCAUGCCCUUUGGCACCUGGGUACUGCCCCACUGCCUCUCCUGUGGUACAGGUUUUUAAUUGAUGACAGUCUCUAUGAACUGCACAAGAUGCAAAAUGCUGGAAAAGCUGCAAAUGGGCAGCGUCGCUGGUUCUUCCUGGGCAAUGAGAGCAUGAAGAAGACACCAAAUGAUGUUAAAGUUUGCAGUGAAAAGUUUGCUGCAGGUCAUUGCACAUCUUGCCAAAGCCAUGAAGAGUUUCUCAUCAAGGCCAAGGUUACGCAGAAUGGCAACAGCAUUGGAGAAGAUUGCCAGAAGUGUGUUUGACCAGCUCGGCUAAUGGCAUGGCACCCAUUCAGCAGCACUGCCUUGUUCAUGUCCUUUUUCUUUGCUGCUAUGGUGCGAAUGCAAAAGGUGGUACCAAAAAAGAAGCAAGUUAAUUGUUGCAUGUUGUACUAGGGCUGUCACCGAAACUUUGUAGUAAUGUACCAGUUUAUUUUUUUGUCUACGUCAGAAGAGAGAGCAAGGAGAAGUUAGUAUUGGCCAUCUAGGUUAUAGCCAAAUGCUGUUCUUCUUCUAAUGUGUGGAUGUGUACCAGACAAAUUAUGUUAAUUACCCCUUGGUACUGCAGUGGUCAAGGAUCAUGAAAGCAGCCUUAUGUUAACUGGGUGUGGGCUUUGCUUACUUGAAAUAGUUUUGCUUUGUGCCUCAUGAAGAAUACACAAUGCUUCAUGCUUGUUGAAUCCUGUAAGCUCUUGAUCUAUAAAUGGAGCACUGGUUCUGCGUACUGCUUCAAAACUUAUUAUGCUGAUAAAUUAAUUAGAGAAGGCACGCUUAAUUUGUUCUAGCAACAUAGUAGCUAUACUGCAUUAAAAUAUACACUUGCACCUUCGCAGUAUAUAUACAGCACUUAUAAAUUGAAACGCAAACUGCAAUGAAGGCUUUUUACACAUAAUUACAUGAAAGUGUGAUGUGUAGUAGCUGUGCAGUCGGUUUCUAAGGGUCGAAUAGUCUCAAGUAUACGUCUUGGAGUCUGUACUAAGCCACUGUUAAAAUACAGGUGAAACUAGAAACAAAAUAUUGCAUUAGAGUAGUUUCACAAUUUUUUUCAUUUGAAGUUAUGAGCACUGUAAGUGCCCCGAGAUAUCACAGCAUACUUUAUGGCAUCACUUGUGGCACCUAACUUUCAAAUAGCACGCAAGUAGUAAGGCUCCAGAUAAUUUUUCUAAGGAUUAAUUACAGAAAGCAGUUCUGGACACCUUAAAGGACCUUUUUUCAGCAAUGGUGGCAUUGAUUAUUUAAAACUAUUGCUUUUUAAAGGUUAUAAAAAGAAGGAUUCCUAGCUAUCUUGCACUUCAAGUAAUUAGCCCAUGAUUUUUACUUCUCACUUUUACAUUGCUGGAUUGAAUACAGUUGUUUUUCAGUUUUAAGUUGUGAAUUGCUGCUGCUGUCUAAGCAAAAAACUAUGUAACUUUUAUUGCUUUCCCUCAUUGCCACAUCCUGGGGCAAUGCAUUGACCACUUAGCAGCGUGUCAUUGCAGAAAAGCAGAACCUUUCUUUUUCUUGCACUGUUAACAGAGUGGUAUCAAUAGACAGGCAAUACCUGCUUUGCUGAACAUUGUAGAUUUCACUUGUGAAACCAAGACAAUCGAUUAAAUUUCUCACCUGAAGAAUGAAGCUUACUGAAAACAAGUUGCAAAUGCUCCCGCAAAAGCAUAGUAAUACACUGUACUGUUAAACAGUAACCAAGAACCAAUAUGUAGUAGUGCCAACACUUUUUUAUACCCAUUUAUGCAAGAAGCACCCUGAGCUUAGCUGUUAUACUGAGUAAUUUAUUUGAGUAUAUGUAAUUAAGAAGUGACCACAGUUUAAAAAAAAACAUAUUGUGCAUUCAGUCAUAGAAGUUUGUAAUAUAGUAGUAAUAUAGAGUGCUUUUUAAUAUUUAAGCAAUAGCAGAUUCAGUCUGCAUACUUCAGAUGCUCCAGUAAUUAACUGCAUCCAUAUGUUCCGCAAUAACCAAACUGGUUUAUGUCUUCACGCAGGUUAGCCAGACAUAUUACUGCCUAACAGCCACACGCAAUUUGCAACCUGUGAAUUGUCCGAGUCGUGCAACGGAAGUUUGUUUUGCUUUGAUGUGCUGUACAUCCCAAAGCUUGUGUCAUAUUGAGAGACUAGUAAAUCUUAACUUUUAACCAACUACCUCAAAAUUUUACUUACUUUCUUGUGGAACCUGCCUCAAGAUAUGCACAUUAAAUAUUGGCUUGUAAUUAAAUGUUGGUGCAACUGACAAUGGAUGUCUGAAUCGGGAAAUGACAGUGCCACAGUUGUUGGCUGCAAACCAUUAUAUUUUACAGUAAGGUUUUAUGCCUGAAAGCAAAUAUCCUAUGCUUCAGUCAUGGCUUAACAUGCUUCAAAACCAUUCAGCAUAGCAUUUCCAUGUUAUCAUGCAGAUGAUUUGCUACCUGAAAAUUUGAAGUCAAUGUUGAAGAAUGUGGCACUUCUAAUGAACACUUUCCAAUGCAUCAUCUUUCUUAGCAGCUACCAAUGUGAAGUAUCUGUGCACAAGUGUGCUCAACUCAGUGGACUGUGGGCUUGUCAUUUUACAAUUUUUAAGCUUUGUAAUCAUAGCUUAGGUCAUUCUUGUUGCUUCCAUUCACUUCGCUUGCCUUCCAGAAACAUUGAGAACCAUGAAGAGAUGUUAAAAAAAAGGCUUUGAUGCAGUAAUUUAUUGAACAAGAUAUAAUUUAGAUGUAGCCUGUCUUGUACUAGUCAAAUGCAAUAAUAACAGGAAUAACUUAUUGUACUGGCCUUAACUACAAUUAUCUCUAUGGUUGCCACUUAUCUGUGGCAGGACUAGGCAAGAUACUCAGAAACUGUUUCCUUGAUACCAGCACUCAACUACCCUAAAGACUAUUUUGGUACCAAUGCAGGGUACAGAUGCAAAAUUCUGUUCUGAUACUAUUGCCAGUAAUUCAGUUAUCUUAUGCACUUCGAUACAUUGACGCAAUCACUGAGCAGGGAUAAUUAAAAGCAGGGUUUUUUUUUAGUUCCUUUUGAUGAAGUUAUAACUGGGUUUAGUUAUUUCUGCUGUACUUUCAGCUAUUGUGUCUAGCAACACUAAAAACGCAAACAUUACAUUGGUUCACUAAACCUUAAGCUCACUUUCAUUGCAGAAUAUUUUCUGCUUCCAACUGCGCUCGUGUACAACAGGUGUUAGAGGUUUCAGCUGAGCAUUCAACCCUGCUACAGACCUGGAGUUGCUUACUGCACCACAAGGUGUUAAAAGAUGAGACUACAACAAGUAUAUGGCAUAUUCAAGUUUAUCAGUGCCAAGCAGUGUUUUUUUUUUUUUCAUUACUGUUGCAAUUUUUCUAGGACUGACAUCAAAAGAGAAUUUUUUUUUUUUUACUUCUAAAUGUGGGUUCAUUGUCACAUUAGACUGCACAAUAGCCAAGUCGAAGGCACUUGACGUGCCAUUUGUGUACUUGUCAACAAAGCAUCAUAUUCACAACUGCGCUUUUGACACCGAGUUUUUACCCUGAUCUCAUUUGGUUAGGCACUAUGUAAAAGAUGCAAAGCAUCUUCCGAGCAUAUCAGCAGACCUGCGGCAGUGGUGGCAGCCAUUUUGUAUUUUUUUCUGUCUCGCUUGGCACACUUGCGUGCUCCAUUCAGCGAGCUCUCUAGUGAAACGGAAGCACCCGACCGUUCGCAGCUGAGCGUUCAGUGCAUGCACACUUGAGCCUCUGCUCGCUGGCUGAAAAGUGGGGCACAGGAAAUGUUCUGCUGAAAAUGUCUAUUAGAAAUCAAAUGUUUUUUAAGAACAAAAGCACUGAAACAUUUCUACACUGAGCCAGCGCUUCAAACUAGCACCUUGAAAGGAAAGAAGAGUUUAGACACUUGACAAAAGUGCAUUAGCGGAACGAUAUUACUUCUAUUAUUAACACUUGUGUUCUUGUGCCGGUCCUUGAGGUGCAUCAUUGUCACCUUUGCUAAGUAGUGGACCUUAAUUUUUAAGAUAAAAAAUUUUGCUGAGGCCAACCUGUUCACCGCAGCUUUAUCUGGUAGAAUGUCAACAUUGAAACUAUAAACAAACGAAGUAAAAUGAUGACACAUUGUAAAUUCAUCUGUGUUAGGUACUGUACCACUUCUUCCACAUAUUUCAUGCAGUGUGGAUUCAUGAAGUAAAUCAACAUUUGAAAAACAUGAAAUUUUCUUAAGGUGACAGUCAAAGAGUCCAGUGCAACAUCAUUGUGAGAUGUACAAUGCAGGGAACAGCUUAUGUUGCAGUUUAGGAACAUGUUAAGCGUCAGAGGUAUCACUUGUUACCAGAGUGAGAGAGAGAAAAAGUGCUAUGCUGAUAUGCAGGCUUACUGCAUGGAUGAUUUGGCAAUAGAAAACAUGAUGCGAGUGAAGCAGGACGUGGUGAUACAAAGACAAGACAAGUAAAGAGGCAUCAUGACACAGACAUGUUCGCAAGAUGAGCGCAAUGUCCUGUCUCUAUACCGUGCAUUAUUCACAUGGCAGUCCCUGUUACUGAAAAUGAAGUGAGUAGCUCAAAAGGCAUUUUUAUUUAUGUGCUGCUGCUGAUGACAAUAUAUGUGGGGUUCUUUUGGCACAAGGGCCAGGAAUGGACAAAGAACGGCAUUUUAUACGCUGAACACGAAAUUGCUCAGACUGUUUACAAUUGUUUGUUGUUGAGCAAAAAUAUGGGUGCUCUCGAUUGUUCUCGUGGUAACCCAUAUUUUCCAAGACAGGAUAUUUGUGAAUACGUGAGAACUGGUUUGAAAAAGUGCAUUUGAAAUAUUGCAGGUGCACAUUAGUGGAAAUAUCAAGUAUUUUUGGCUUAGUAGUUGGUACUCAAAAACUUAUUCUCAAUACUUUAGAUAGUUUGAUCCACAUUGACACUUACAACCAAUAUAUUUUACAAUAUAUCUUACUCAGGUAAGAUAUGCUUCUGGACAUCUGUAGUACCGUUCAGCCUUGACAUGGGGUGACAACGUAUUGUUUUAAUCUUGCAGAUUGUAUAGUAGGCAGCCAAAAAGUUUGGUCUAUGGUACACAAAUAAAAGUUAGCAGAUUGUUUAGAAUUUAGACUGGUCACAUAUUGUAACUUAAUGAAUGAUAAUUCAACAAGGCUUUACAAGAAGUCAGCAAGGAUUUAGAUUAUAUUUAUCACACAUCCACAGGAUUCUUUAGAGCUGCAUUUAAUCUUUUUGUCCAAUUGCUAUUGGCUCAAUGUAUGUCAUUCACCCACUGAAGCCUUUGUUGGAGUGGUUAUCUAACUCCCAUGCAGUUAUAGCCUGGCUAUCUAUCACUUCAAACUCUCCUUCUAUACUGUUUUAGUUUUACUAUUCCAAGUGGCCAGAAUAUCUUGUUGUUGUUCUUGAUCUUUGAAGAGUGUCAUUCUGAACACCAUAAAACAGCAGAGAGGCAAAUAAGCUUUUACAUUAAACCUUUAUGGGUGUAUACUUUAUUUGAUAGAUGUAAGAAGAGAGUAUACCUACAUCACAUUGCUCUAGACAAGCUGCGCUGAGCUAAUCAAAAUUAUCCAAGUUAAUAAAUGUUACCAAUGAAACAAAAUUGUGAAGAGCCCAAGGGGAACAAUAUUGACUGGUAGGGGGCGAGUGAAUGGUUUAUUUUCUAAGUGAAAUGAUAAUGAAUAUUAAAGAACACAGGCCUUCAUAUAUCAGGUUAUACCAAAUAUUUUUGCACAUCUAAAACAAACUAGGAGCAGGGUAGUGAAUAAAAAAGAACAAGGGAAGUGCAGAUUUUUUUUUCUUAGUAUACGUAACGCAAUUUGCAAGUGCAAGUCUCUCAACCAAGCUCGCAAAUAAGCAAGAGUAAAAUGUUGCUAGACUUUGCCUGAUCAUUAUGCUGACAGUGAUUGAACAAAGGAACAUCAAGCUCAUUACCUGGUAUUGUUACUUUGCAACUUCAAGCUUUUUUUCAUUUGGUAAAGAAGCUUGACAUUUUUACAGUGCCAUGCAUCACAUUAGUAAUGCAGACAUGCCGAGUUGCACAUAGAGAACAAAUUUCAUAUAAAUGACAAAUGACAAUUGAUGGAAAAUCGUGCCAGUUGGUAUAGCUUCAUGGUUGCAACAGCGUGACUAGACAUGGAUUGAGUAAAAGGACGGGACAAAAGAAGCGCCAUGUGUCCUGCUUUUACUCAGUCCAUGUCUGGUCACACUGUUACAACCAUGACAGAUGACAGGUUCGAAAGCAGCUGGAGGACAAAGCACUUUACUUUUUCAUGUACAUUGCAAAAGAAUAAACAAUUAUUUGGAGGCUAACCCAGCUAUACCUUUUGAGCUUUGCUGUAGGAGAUAAUAAUCAUUUGUUAAAAAUGGAGGUGGAGGUGUUUUUGGCUAAAUUGACUAAGCAUAGAUUAAUGCCUCCAGUAAAUAGUCUUGAAAUGCAUUGCCCUUUGUCCAAGUGUGGCAGGUUCAAAGAAUCGUAGUCAGCCCUGUGUAAUCGGCUGUGACCAGUUAUUCAAAGAAGCUGAAUGUUGAAUUCUACAACUGAAAUAUGCGAUUUGUAUUUGAAAUUUUGUGUAACAUUUUUGCAUCCCUGCCAGUGGGUUUUAUUCUUUUUUGUUUGUACUUGCUUGUGAGAAAGCAAAUGCAAUUCUAUGCAUAUUUUAAAAUCUUUAUUUGGUAGGGUAAGCUUGUGGGGAUGAAAAGCAAGUGCCCAGGUGUCACCGAAGAAGAGAACAGUGUUCCGAGAUGAAGAUUAAUGAACGCAGCAAUUCAUAACAUCAAUAUGCGUAGUGUCUCUUUAAAUGUGGGUAAUUAUUGUUUCUCUUAUAAUGUGGCUGCAGUCCCCAGAAAGAUAACUCUUCAGCUCUUCUAGGUCAAUACAACAAUGUACGAAUUAUGUAUCAUAUGAUGUGCAAACUGAACAAAUGUUUUCAACCUACCGACAUAAUAUUUGCUCUUCUCCAAGUGUGUAAUGGUUGUGCUAGAUCACAAGAGUCCGCCAUCAUAAGAAAAGCUGGUCAGGACAAGUUUAGAGGCCAGGGAGCUUGUUUGCAAGUUAGUCUUUCAGAUUAAAAAAAAACAUGUGGUUGCUUGGAGAUACGACUUUGCAAAUUGAAAGUGGUUUGCUAUCCUUGGUGUGGUUGCACCUUGGCUUUACAGUAAGUUCCAGAUUUGUUAAGUGAAGAUAGAGCUGACAGUGGAACAAAAAAUGUAAUUAGCAAUCUUUCAAUUGUUCUUUGCUGCACAUGCUUAUUCUUGAUGCUAGCAAAGAAAAAGGCAAAUGUGACAAUUCCGGAGAUACAGACGUGCCACUAUAAUGAAGGUUUUCAGGCUGUUCGCCCUUCGCCCUUCUAUUCCAUCAAAUUGUGGUUGGCCUUGAUUUUGAGCCAACAAACACCACCAGGCAUUCUGUAAUGUCUUGCAUGUAAUGAGGUUUCUUUCCUCCCAGAUUUUAGAUUUAUUUCUUGUACUUGGAUACCAAUGUUUAUUUUUGAUAUUUCUGUCUUCUUUUUAUUCUAUGCACGCAAAAACUAUUUUCUUUUUGGCUGCGUUAUAUGCAGAUUAUUUUUUUUUUCUUAUUUUGGUCCCAAAAUUGCCCCUUGCAUUAUGUUUGUGUUCGUGUUGAAUAAUAGGCACAGUUCCACGAUUGUGUGGCCCAGCGAUUGCACUUGCUUCUUGAAAAUAAAAUGUUCAUUAAAUGUUUCGCAGCUCAGCAAGUUUGCUGUAUUGUGACGUAAGCAAUUUAAAGCCGAAGCUCCUCGCUGGUUGCACAUGUUGAAAGACAAAGGGUCAAGUGAGAGUGAUGCCACUCUUUACUUCCCUGUGGCCUCUAAGCUUGACCUGGCAUUUUAUCCUUCAUCCUUCUGGUGGGGCAUCAACGUCCUCAAGACUUGCAGAAAAAUACCAUGUGCCUUGACUGCCUCCAGAGAUCAAUGAUCAUUGUUGGCAUUGAUUUGCUAUUCUUCUACUCAACAUUCCGAAAUGCUUGUUCAUCGUUAUCAGCAUACGUGCACAGCCAUAAAAAUGCGUAUGUGAUUUUUUUUUAUGGUUAGAAAAACUUUUACUUUUUAUACUCUUUCGUGGCAUAUCCUGUUCCAUUGUAAAGUGAUUCAAAAUGAUGUAGUACACUACUGUAGUGCUUGUGUAUAAGAAGGAUCAUAUCCUUGUUAUGUAGGCAGGACAUGUUCUGCAAGCGUUUCUUUUGUGAUUGUAAAGAUUUUAUGUUACGCUGUUAGUUGUGACUGUGCAGUUUGUCUAGUCAUCCACUUUCACAAGUCAUUGUUCAUUCCAUCUAAAACUUCAAUGGACAGCUGUUCAAGUAAAUUGUGUCUGUGUAUAUACAUGUGCAUAAUAUUUAGGCAUGUGGGCAGCGACAGCUUGUUUUGUAUUUUCAUGUUUCAAGGUAGCAGUCUGUUAGUGCUUUUUGGUAAGGGUAUUUAGUACAUUUUUGGCCUCUGCUUACCUCGUAUUUUGGACAUUAUUAAAAGCAUUUACACAGA
Dermacentor albipictus is the source of this 9629-nucleotide messenger RNA. RefSeq names its product Per1-like protein PGAP3 (gene PGAP3). NCBI's taxonomy places the organism in Eukaryota, Metazoa, Arthropoda, Arachnida, Ixodida, Ixodidae. Gene Ontology annotation, cellular component: endoplasmic reticulum membrane. Gene Ontology annotation, molecular function: hydrolase activity, acting on ester bonds. The record is from RefSeq and is a predicted model, not a curated record. Gene Ontology annotation, biological process: GPI anchor biosynthetic process.